AUGGAAUGAUGCUCUCAACCAAGAUUAUCCCAGACUUAUUGAGUCUGUCCAUCAGUAGAGCAAAUUCCCCCAAGCCUCAAUAGGUUUGGAAGCUAUCAAGACUUACAGAGCUGCUCAUAUCCGAAUAAUCUGAAAUCUUCUUGUGAUACUAAUCCUUCUGUGCAGCAGGAGCAAACAGACUCCCUUCCAACUGAAAAAGCCAAAGACAGCCAAAAAUCGGAAGAUAAUAAAUGUGAUUUACCUGAACAAAUAAGUUUUCGAGAAACUGUUGAAACCCCAAAUGGGACACAAGGAUCUGAGGUUAUCAAAAAGAGAAGGAGACGCUCUACAAAACUUGAGAUUAGAUCAAAACUCAUCAGAGUUAAAAGCCAAAUCCUAAAGAGAGGGAUUUCAGCUUUCCAUCGCUCACAGAAACAAGCAAGAGGAAAUUUGUCGGGCAAUAGUAAUAGAAGAUCUCAAUACAUUGGAGUUUCUAAAAACAAUGCUCACUGGCAGGCUCUAAUCAAUAUUGGGAGGACCAAGAAAUAUAUUGAUAUCUUCCUUUCUGAGAAGGAGGCUGCCAGGACCUACGACUUGUAUGCAAUUGCCCUCAAAGGAGUUAAGGCCGGCCUCAACUUCGAUUACACAGCCGAGGAAAUGAUAGCAAUGAUCGACCAUUACCUCAAUCACCGAAAAAUAGAGGUGUCUUCUUAAAAUAAUUUUUCGAUAAAUACAAACUCAAUUGUU
Moneuplotes crassus is the source of this 726-nucleotide messenger RNA. The record is from the annotation of a GenBank genome assembly. NCBI's taxonomy places the organism in Eukaryota, Ciliophora, Spirotrichea, Euplotida, Euplotidae.